This is a messenger RNA of Coccomyxa subellipsoidea C-169, 1206 nucleotides long. RefSeq lists its product as hypothetical. Gene Ontology annotation, biological process: regulation of DNA-templated transcription. The coding region runs from base 1 to 1206 and encodes 401 amino acids. NCBI's taxonomy places the organism in Eukaryota, Viridiplantae, Chlorophyta, Trebouxiophyceae, Coccomyxaceae. Gene Ontology annotation, cellular component: nucleus. The transcript is spliced from 8 exons. The record is from RefSeq and is a predicted model, not a curated record.
AUGGAGGAGAUGGGCAUCUUUACGAGGCGCUCUCGAGCCACUCAGCCGCAAGGACGCGCCCCAGCGGCGAACAGAGCAAGCCGGGAGCUGGUAGACGCCCCCAAGCGAAAGUCAAGCCGUCUGGAAGGAAGGCCGGCGUUGAAUUACAACGAAAACGCGCUAGACCUGGCUGACAGGCCGGAGAGAAAGCAGCGGUCCAUUCUCCUUGAUCGCCACGUCAUCACACAGGAGGAGAUAUACACAGAGGAGCACGUCAAGCUUCUUGGUGACUACGAGGAGCCCUGGGAGCUGUUCAAGGAUGGGUACGAUGCUCAGGGCAACCGCAUCUAUGACAAGGUCAGCGGCAUGACCUGCCACCAGUGCCGCCAGAAGACCCUGGGCCUGCACACUGCCUGCUCAGAAUGCCAGACACUCCACGGUGUGUUCUGCGGGGAUUGCCUGUUCAUGCGGUACGGGGAGAACAUUCUGGAGGUGCAGGCUGGGGGCGCCUGGACAUGUCCACCCUGCCGCGGCCUGUGCAACUGCAGCUUCCACCGCAUCAGAAAGGGCUGGGCGCCCACUGGCACCCUCUACCGCCGCGCCAUCGCCGAGGGCUACAAGUCGGUGGCGCACUACCUGGUGCUGACCAAGCUGCAGACAGCUGCUGAGGCCGACAUGGAAACCGACACCACCGCAGCAGUGGCUGAGGCAGAGGCUGUGCCUGCCGAGCAGCCUGAGAGCGCGCCGGUGACCAGGCAGCGCAAGAACUCACUCGCCAAGCCUGCAGAGCUGCUGGCCGCAGCCGCACCACCGGUCGUUGAGGCGGCGGCGCCGGCCGAGCCGCCGCAACAGGAAGGGAACGCGGCGGCAGACGCGCCGGCCAAAGCAGGCAAGAAGGGCGCGGCAAAGAGGGGCCGCGCCAAGAGCGCUGCGAGCCCUGCGGCUCCGGCGCGGCAGGCGCACAUCGACAACAUCCUGUCCAAGGCCAAGCGCGUGGCCGGCACCGCCAAGUCCCUCGCUGUCAAGGCGCUCAGCAAAGUGGUGGACCUGCCAGGGGCUGGGGAGGGCAGAGGCCUGGGCAAGAUGAAGAGGGGCAAAGCAGACCUAGCAGCAGCCUCUGCCUGUGUCGGUCGCACCACGCGCGCAUCUUCUGGCCCGCCCAAGGCACUGGCUGUCAGGAAGACCUCCAUGGCGUGCGUGCAGAAGAAAACUCGUGAGCGCAGCUGA